This is a messenger RNA of Drosophila bipectinata, 729 nucleotides long. The record is from RefSeq and is a predicted model, not a curated record. Lineage: Eukaryota; Metazoa; Arthropoda; Insecta; Diptera; Drosophilidae.
AGCCGAAACACAAGAAAGACUACUAAAAUGAUGCUUCCGGAAUCAAAAAAUGGUAUAACCAUACGAAUCAUGACCGUAGAGGACUAUAAAGAAGUCAAACCCUUUAUGAGAGAACAUUUCUACUACGACGAACCCUUGGGAAUAGGAAUAAACGUGCCCCUGCACCUUCAAAACGAGGCGGAGGAGGACCAGCAUCAUUUGGAUAUGAUCCGUCAGGGACUCUCCCUUAUAGCAACAGAAGAUAGUAACCCGGAACACGUCGUGGCUAUUGUUUUGGCGGAGAAACUGGAACCCCAUGAUAUAGAAAAGAAUCGCAUAUAUGCCGAGGAAAAAGAGGAUAAUCUCUUGGGCCGCAUUCUGCGGCUCAUGGCCAAAGUGGAACGGGAAGCAAACGUUUUCGAGCAUUAUGGCGUUACCAACUUCCUGAACUCUUACAUAACCGCUGUGGCUGCCCCGGCGAGGGGAAAGGGUCUGGGAUCUCGUCUGGCCAGCACACUUAUUGAGCUGGGCCGGUCCCGGGGAUUCCCCGUGAUGGCCGCGUACUGCACCAGCCACUACUCCGCCCAGCAGAAGGACGCCUUGGGCAUGGAGUGCAUUUACACCCUGGCGUAUGCCGACUACAAGGACGAUCAGGGCCGUGGGAUGUUCACCCCACCCGCCCCACACACUCAUAUACGAGUAAUGGCCAUGAAGCUUUGAAUAAAUUUAUGAUUAUUCGAAUAAAAUAAA